Messenger RNA from Pestalotiopsis fici W106-1, 813 nucleotides. RefSeq lists its product as uncharacterized. The record is from RefSeq and is a predicted model, not a curated record. Gene Ontology annotation, molecular function: oxidoreductase activity, acting on the CH-OH group of donors, NAD or NADP as acceptor. Lineage: Eukaryota; Fungi; Ascomycota; Sordariomycetes; Amphisphaeriales; Sporocadaceae. Bases 1 to 813 code for a protein of 270 amino acids. The transcript is spliced from 5 exons.
AUGCCUUCAUACGUUAUCACGGGAGCCUCUAGGGGUUUAGGAUUUGAACAUGUCCGUCAGCUCUCUGCUGAUCCCAACAACUUGAUCGUCGGCCUUGCGCGAGACAGAGAUGCUACUAUCAAGAAGGUCAAGGAGGAGCUAGGAGAAAAGCCGAAUGUCUUUAUCCUCCGUGGAGACUUGCACGAUAGGGACAGUCUGAAGGCAACCGCCGCCGACAGCUUUCCUAUCCUCGACGGCAAGUUGGAUUAUCUCAUCGCCAAUGCCGGUGUUGCUUCCAAAUUCGACUCAUACACCAACCUCGGAGAGCAAGGAGAUGACCCUGAUGGCCUCGAAAGGGAGUACCUGUCUCUCCACAAGACCAACGUCAUUGGCAACAUCAAUCUUAUCAAUUCCUUCAUGCCACAGGUUUUGGCCGGGAGAGAGAAGAAAGUUAUUGCCAUUUCCAGUGGUCUAUCGGAUUUCGAUGCCGUGAGAAAGCUGGACCUCGAUACUGCUCCUCUUUACGCCAUUUCUAAAGCAGCACUGAACAUGGUUGUGGCCAAAUUUCAGAGCCAGUACAAGCCCGACGGUGUCCUGUUCUUGUCCAUCUGUCCGGGCAUGGUUGAUGUGGGUCAGUACUCGAAAGCAACCCCAGUGCAGCUGCAGAGGAUCCAGAAAAUGGUUGGAAAGUUUCACGAGUUCUAUCCUCACUUCCCCGGUCCAGCCACCCCCGCCCAAGCUAUCCGAGAUGUAAUUUCAGUCUAUCAAAAGGCAGAUCUCGAGAACUACGCCGGCGACUUUGUGUCGCACCAUGGGAAUAAGGAGUGGCUCUGA